This is a messenger RNA of Lachancea meyersii CBS 8951, 1758 nucleotides long. The record is from the annotation of a GenBank genome assembly. Lineage: Eukaryota; Fungi; Ascomycota; Saccharomycetes; Saccharomycetales; Saccharomycetaceae.
AUGGAUUAUAUGAAUUUGGGCGUUACUUCGCGUAAAACGGGGAUCAAAAUACGACAAAAUAUACGCAAGGAUGAGUAUUCUAUGGAAAAUGUUGAUGAGUUCUUCAAAGACAAUGAGAGCUCCAUUUCUUUCAGAAGAAGGAGCCGAAAAUCUUCGUUACUGCCCUUUCAAAAAUCUAUUCUUCCAGAGGCAUUUUCAGGGGAUUCGAGACGCAGUUCGAAUUUUCUUCCUCCCAGUGUGCCAACCAUUGAUGAAAACUACUCAGAACCUCUGCUGAACGAGGAUGCAGAACCAGAGGUCUCUGUGGAUAACAACUGGGGUGCCGAGGAAGAAGCCGCAGUCGAGGAGGCGUCGGCUAUUGUUGCGGACAACAGGUUCUUGCCACAACAAGAAGAAGUGAAAAGAGCCAAGAGAAGAAGACACUACGAACCCGAUUAUCGAGGAGACGAGGCCGAAGACGAAGACAGUGCCGUCGAAAUACCACAAACCCCAGCGUCAGAUUAUGGUAAUGAGAGUUAUCGCGAUGUCCCAGACUUGAUUGCAGAUGAUGAUGACGAUGAACCCUCACAUGGAAAUACGUCUUUCAACACUUCAGAAAACGCGCUUUUGGAGGAUGAACUGGAUCGGGAAUACGGGUCUUUGAGUGAAGAAGACGGGGACUACGUUAACCACCCGAGGUACCCCGACACCGGGGCGUCGAGUGACUCAGAAGGCGAAGGGAGUGAAAGUGCGUAUAGCUCUCCAAACAAACGAACUCUUAUAACGAGUCGUCGAGCAGAUUUAUACGUAAAUCGGCCCACUGGAACAAGAAAUACUGGACAUUCAAAUCAAAAGGAAUCAGAUAAUGAGAGCUCUGACGACGAUUUUUUUCAAGAGCAAGCGCAGGAGUUGGGCCAUGAAGUUAAUUUUUCGAAAGUAAAUGGCGUGCGGAGGUCUAAUAGGGUAAAAAUAGCUCCCUUGGAGUACUGGAGAAACGAGAAAGUUGUCUACAGACGAAAAUCAAGGAAGCCAGUUCUGGAAAUCGAUAAAGUCAUAACUUUUGAAGAGGAAGAGGACGAGGAAGAGGAGGAGCUCCGAAAGAGAAAAAAAGGCAAAAACAGACCUUACAACUAUACCCCUUCAGGUAGGCCAAGGGGCAGACCAAGGAAAGACCAAAAUGCCGCUGGAGGCAUAAGGGCAGCUUCAGAUAAUCCGAACGGACAGCUGAUAUCGAAGAUCGAGGCGGGUCAAAUACACAACUCCGAGUGGUUCGAAAAGGGGGAGUUUCGCGCUCAAGUAAACGUUUCCUCUGAUCAUAAAAAAAAGGAGGAAGACAUUUUGGCGCGGUCCGAUUCUCAUUUGAUUCCAGAUUAUAAGCGCAGCACAAGCGGGGAUUCAUAUUCUUUAACAGUUUUGUUCGAUAAGCACAAGGAUACAUUCGCAAGUGGAUUUUUGACACUACCUAUGGGCGCAAGAAAAAAACCUUCUGAUUCUUAUAACGUGUUCAUCAACUUUUAUCUUAUUCAGGGCGUCGUGGAGAUGACGGUCAAUCAGAAUAAAGUAAUAUGCAUUGAGGGUUGCAGCUUUCAGGUCCCCGCCUUCAACGAGUACUCCAUCCUCAACAAAGGAAAAAGUGUUGCUAAACUGUACUUUGUACAGGUAUCACUGCCUACACCUAACAGCGUCUCAAAUCCGAGCAGCUUCAAGCCCCCGAACGAGCGAAGACAAGAUGCAGAUAUGGGUAGCUCAUUAAGCGAUAUGAGUUUAUCACAGAGCUAG